AUGGCGAUGAGUACCAUCGAUCUCGAGGGCGUGACGGCUGUUAUCGAGUAUGAAUAUGAAGGCGCGACGCGAUUUUUGACCAAGCCUGAUCCAGAAAAUGUCCCGAUCCGAUUCUCAUUGCAUGUUGAAGCGGCUUGCGCCCUCUUCGACAUGUUGAUUCCCAUUAGAUACAAGGACAAGACCAGCUCCAAGACCAUGAACAUCCGUAUCAGCCCUUUAUCCAUUACCUCCCUCGAACAUUCCACGAGAACAGAUCUUCCUGAUGCCGUGAAGCCGAUACUCCCCACCGCGACGUGUCUUGAAUUGCAACUUGCCGAGUCUAUUGCCAUCCUCGUACCCAGCUUCAUCAAGGAGCCGGUCGCGGCAGCCAGGUCACGGUCAGGCAAGAUCCUCGACUCUUUGUAUGAACUGUCGCACGUGACGAAUCUACGAAUUUACAUCCCAGACACAGCUUUGUCUCUCGACCAGCUGGACUCCACCAGCACUGCAAUCGCACAGCGGCAGCUACAACCAUUCUCCGACGCAGACCACGACAUUUCCCGAAUGUUCAGCGGCAGCGGCGCCAAGAUCACGACCCUCCCUCCCCCCUUGCUGCCCUCUUACGACAAAGUCGCGACUGUCCAAUCAAGUGCUCCCUUGUAUACCGUAUCCGCGACCUUUGAUCCGCCCGAUACUCGCUCACGCAAGCGUAAACAAAGCCAAGAAGUCCUCGCCGACGCCAAUGCAAUCUGGAACAAGUUGCAGAAACUUGAGGCCAUGAUCAAUCACCGUCCAGCACGGGAUAUCCAGGCUUGUGACCAGUCUCUGCUUGUUCAAGAGUUGCGCGCCGAGGUCGCUGACCUGCGAAAACAGCUCACGUCCUGUCAGAAGAAAUGUGCCGACUUGGAGAUUGAAGUCGCGGGUUUGCGAGAGGCGCAAGCCAAUGUGGAUGAUGGUGAGGGUGUGGAAUUGGCUGAGAUGCGAGAAGAUAUCAAGACCCUGGAAAACAGGAUAGACUACGUCGAGCGUGGGAAGGAUGAUGAAGAGCUCGGCAAUAAGAUCAAAGUGGACAUCUUCGAGGAGCUGGCAGCGAGGAUAAUGGGUGGCUGA
Messenger RNA from Fusarium poae, 1089 nucleotides. RefSeq lists its product as uncharacterized. The transcript has a single exon. The record is from RefSeq and is a predicted model, not a curated record. Bases 1 to 1089 code for a protein of 362 amino acids. Lineage: Eukaryota; Fungi; Ascomycota; Sordariomycetes; Hypocreales; Nectriaceae.